CGUACCCACUUCACACCACCUUCACCACAAGAGUUCUAAAAGGUUCUGCCUCUUUUAGCUCAUCCCUCCUCCGCCUCUCAACCAUUCUCACUUAACUUGUACUUGCAUGGCAGUGAGCUUCUUGAGGUACGAGGUAUCCGACCUCUGUCUAGCCAAGCCGGCCCUGAGGUCCCUCUCUGCCUCCGCCACCGUCGCCGAUGCCUUGGAGGCCCUGAAGACCUCCGACGACAACUUCAUCAGCGUCUGGGACUGCAACCACUCCAAACCCAAGUCCCUAGACGGCGUUGGUGGUGGUGGUGGCGGCCAGCUCUGCCGCUGCGUUGGCAAGGUCUGCAUGGUUGAUGUCAUCUGCUAUCUCAGCAAAGAUGACAGCUUGACGUCUCCAUCCGCCGCUCUCAAGGCACCUGUCUCUGAGAUUUUAACCAAAGUUCCUGGCCAUGUUAUGCACGUGGAACCUUCCUGCAGCCUGCAAGCAGCCAUUGAUUUGAUCCUCGAGGGAGUCCAGAACUUGGUGGUCCCAAUCAGAACCAGAAGCAAUUCGAGAAGAAAACAGCACCCAAAACCCAUCUCCGCCACCUCCGCCACCACUAUCCACAACGGCCAAGAGUUCUGCUGGCUAACACAUGAAGAUGUGAUCAGAUUCCUCCUCAGCUCAAUUGGGCUCUUCUCCCCUCUGCCAGCCAUGUCCAUAGACUCCCUUGGCAUCAUCAGCACCGACAUCCUUGCCAUCAACUACCACUCCUCCGCCAGCUCCGCACUCCAGCUCAUAUCCCGCUCUCUCUCCCAGCAGACCUCGGUGGCGGUUGUCGACACCGAUGGGGUCCUUAUUGGAGAGAUCUCACCCUUCACCCUUGCCUGCUGUGAUGAGUCAGUGGCUGCCGCCAUCACCACCCUCUCAGCAGGGGACCUCAUGUCCUAUAUUGACUGUGGUGGGCCCCCUGAGCACCUGGUAAAAACUGUGAUGCAGAGGUUGAAGGAGAGGAAGCUGCAGGGGGUGCUGGAGAAUUACUCUCUGAGCUCAUCAAGUAGCUAUGCACAUGCAUUGAUGAUGACAUCAUCUUCUUCCUCCGACGAGGAGUCAUCGGUGUCUCCGAACACGGCUCUGCGGCCGACUAGGUCCGGGAGGUACACCCGGUCGAGCAGCUACUCGGCGAGAAUGGUGAGGAGGGCGGAGGCCAUUGUCUGCCACCCGAAAAGCUCACUGGUUGCUGUGAUGAUUCAGGCAAUUGCUCACAGAGUAAACUAUGUGUGGGUUAUUGAGGAUGAUUGUAGCUUGGUGGGAAUUGUCACUUUUUCUGGGAUGCUGGAAGUUUUCAGAGAACAUUUGGAAACCAUGGGUUAGAAAGUAGGAAGGGCCUGCCUCCGCCCGGCCCCUGACAUUGUAUCAUUGGAUCGAGACGUCACGGAUCAUUGGAGAUCUGAAGGAUGUAGGGGGUGUAUUUUCUAGAAAUGUUUUCUGGGAGGAGUUUGUAAGUGUACAAGUUUUGGUUUUGAUCAUAAAAUGAGGUCGGAAUGAAUAAAACCAUGGGGUAAAAAAAAAUAUGAAAAAAAAAAAAAAAAAAUUGAGGUAGUGAUGUGAAUAGGAGGGGGAAUCUUGUGCUCUGAAUUUCAAAGUUUGGUUUUGUAAUGUUUUUGGCACUCGGAGUUUGUAUGAUAUCUGAAAUGUGAUCUUUUCUUCUUUUUACAA
This is a messenger RNA of Pyrus x bretschneideri (Chinese white pear), 1687 nucleotides long. RefSeq names its product CBS domain-containing protein CBSX5. The coding region runs from base 107 to 1342 and encodes 411 amino acids. NCBI's taxonomy places the organism in Eukaryota, Viridiplantae, Streptophyta, Magnoliopsida, Rosales, Rosaceae. The transcript is spliced from 2 exons. The record is from RefSeq and is a predicted model, not a curated record.